Messenger RNA from Pocillopora verrucosa, 1296 nucleotides. The record is from RefSeq and is a predicted model, not a curated record. NCBI's taxonomy places the organism in Eukaryota, Metazoa, Cnidaria, Anthozoa, Scleractinia, Pocilloporidae.
AUGGGAGUUUUUCUCCGUUUGUUCUUCAUCUCUGUGGCGCUCCCCCACGGAGAAGUUCUAUCUUGCCCGGAUGAUGAAUGCCGCAUACUGGCAUUCCCACCCACUUUGUCCUUCGUGAGACAACGUCUUGUCAACCACACCAUAGCAAACAUCAGUGUGAUUGACAGGGACACGUCCGAGUAUUGUUGCAACUUGGACCACAACUGCGCCAGUGUUAACUUUUCUUUUGGAGAAAAUGGAGCAGAAGCACACAACUGUGAACUAAACAACUCAACGGGUAAAGAAUAUGAUAAGGAUCUCGUAAAAGCAGCGAACUAUCUAUAUCACGGAACUUAGAAUUUUUGCGUUCAAGCUCCAUGCAAGAAUGGCACCUGCCAGUCGGGAUUUACAAGAAAACGAUAUCGAUGUUUAUGUGCGUCUGGAUUCACUGGCCACGAUUGUGAAAAAGACAUUGACGAGUGUUCUAAAAACAGCCAUAACUGCAGCUACACAACAGCCACCUGCACCAAUACCAGGGGAUCAUUCAAGUGCAUUUGUAAACCUGGAUUCAGUGGUGACGGACACAAUUGCACAGACAUCAAUGAAUCUGCCAAUGAUACCCACAACUGCAGCAGGGACAAUGCCACUUGUUCAAACACCGCGGGGUCAUUCAACUGUUCUUGCAAUCCUGGAUUUACUGGUGAUGGACACAUCUGCCAAGACAUAGAUGAGUUUGUUCAUGAUACCCACAUCUGCAGCAGGGACAAUGCCACUUAUACAAAUACAGAGGGAUUGUUCAACUGCUUUUGUAAUCCUGGAUUCAACGGGGAUGGACACAACUGUGCAGGUGUGAGAAUUUAUGUGCAGACAUCGAUGAAUGUACUGGAGAUACCCACAACUAUAGCAGAAACAAUUCUACAUCCACAAAUACCGAGGGAUCGUUCAACUGCUCCUGUAAGCAGGGAUUCACUGGAAAUGGACACAAAUGCGAAGAUUUCUCUGGCUGCAGGUUCUUGUGGGUACACAGCGGCUGCCAAAGCCUUCAUUUUCUCCCUGUACAAGGUGCAUGGUUACAAACCUGUUAAACUAGCUCAGUACUGGUAUCAGGGAUAUGCAAUCUACAGCUGCAGUAGUUAUGGACCAACGUUUGGGAGUUAUCUAGGGCAACAUGACAUCUACCUGCAAAAUAACGCUAGAAACAUCCAAAAGUCCCUUACCAUAUGUGGGUCAACUUACGCCGUCCCUACUGGUUUCACUGCGUUCGUCAAGUGCGUAUUCUUGCUAGAGGAGAUUAAAGUAGAAUUAUUUCAAACCUAG